This is a messenger RNA of Closterium sp. NIES-65, 3273 nucleotides long. Lineage: Eukaryota; Viridiplantae; Streptophyta; Zygnematophyceae; Desmidiales; Closteriaceae. The record is from the annotation of a GenBank genome assembly.
AUGCUGGUCGGGAUCGACAGUCAUGCUUCGGCUCAGAAGCUGUGCCUCGACUCGUCGCAACCGCAGACGCCCAAGGACCAGCUGCAGAUCUGCCGGCAGUACAACAACGAGAGCUGCUGCACGAAUGCGCGGAACGUGAAGAUCGCGGAGAAUCUGCUCAAGUACAGCACCGCCAUGGGCAACAACCCCGGCGCCAAGAACUGCCUCCGCGCGCUGGAACGCGUGCUGUGCGCCUACUGCAAGAACGAGCGAAAUGUGAAGGUCGCGCACAGCAACGCCAUGGGCAACAUCCCCGGCGCCAAGAAUUGCCUCCGCGCGCUGGAACUCGUGCUGUGCGCCGUGAGUGCUGCGCAUGUGGUUUGGGCUGGAAAUGCCUGGGUGCGUAUGGAGAAAGAUAUGGGUUCUCCUUGCCGUGAGUGCUGUUGUGUGGACGCUCCCCUUGCUGUGAGUGCUGCGCGUGUGGAAUGCAAGCAGUACUGUCUGGGACGUUGGCGGCAUGGUUCCCAUGCCCAACAACCCCUCUCAACGUCCCUCUUCUCCCUUUCCCUCUUCUCCCUUUUUCUUCCCCUCUCUCUCCCUCCUCUCCCUUCUUCCACCCUCCCUACCCUCCCCCACCAGGAGUGCGACCCCUACGCCUCGCAGGUGUACCGUCGCGACCACACAGGGCGCUAUGCCGACGUGCCGUACCUCUGCACGGCCCAGUCGAACCGCGACCCUGUUGAGACGCAGCCCUUCUGCUCCACUGUCUGGGACGUCUGCGGCAUGGUUGGCAUGCCUUACAACCCUUUCGUCGCCACCAAUGACCCUCGCUUCAUCUCGCUUUACGACGUUUACUUAACUAAGGGCGAGUUUUGCCGCCGGUUCAUGCCCCCGAAUAAGAACCCCGGUGACGGGCCGAAGAUUUGCUACCGGGGUAAACCGGUGGAUUACCCGGAUGAGUUGGGGCAGGAUCUGUUGCCGCCCGUGAAUAACAUGUGUGUGGAGCAGAUUGGGUUGAGUACAAAGAAUGAUAAGAGCGAGGAGAAUAGUUACUAUGUGGCCAUGACCCCGCAUCCGGACCAAUCGCGGCGUGCGUUUUUCCUGGAGCGGGCGGGCAGGUUGUUUCUUUACAAUCUGCCCGAGCCGGGGUCCUCGGACCAGCUUCCUUCGGAUGGGGGCUCACCGUUUCUCGACAUCAGUGGCUUGGUGGCACAGGGGGGGGAGCAGGGGGCGGUAGGAAUCGCCUUUCACCCCGACUACACCAGCAACGGCCGCCUCUUCGUCUCUUUCACCUGCGACUCUUCAGUAAACCCCGACUGCAAGGCUGCUGUCUGCGGCUGCUAUAAAGCUGUCAACUGCUCAGAGGAAAACGUUCAGGCGGCCAAUCCGGACGGGCGCUGGGGCACGGGGGGCAUGUGCCGCAACGUGACUGUGGUGGCGGAGUUUUCUGCGUGCAGUGACACCAUCUGCACGCCUGCUAAGAUCUCCCAGCCUGAAGCAAUGUGGGGCACGGGGGACCUGUCACGGAACGUGACAGUGCUGGCUGAGUUCCCACAGUCCCGACAGUGCUGGCUGAGUUCCCACAGUUCCUUUCCUACAGUGGUGGCUGAGUUCCCACAGUUCCUACAGUGGUGGCUGAGUUCCCACAGUUCCUACAGUGGUGGCUACUGUCCCUACAGUUCUCUGCAUGCAGUGACACGCUCUGCCCGCCCAACAACAACGCCGGCCAGAUCCGCUUCGGGGCGGACGGCAUGCUCUACGUCAUGCUGGGGGACGGACCCACUGUGGCGUGAACCACCCUGCUCGUAUCCUCGCCUCUUCCCCUCUCACUCGCACCCUUCAUCUGCUGCAUCCCCCUCCACCCACCCUUCUGUGCCCCCUCCACAGCAAGCGAGCAUCUCCGCCACGGUAGUGCGCUACAUAGUGCGGCUGGGGCAGCCCUUCAUCAACAACAACGGCGGGCAGAUCCGCUUCGGUGCCGAUGGCAUGCUCUACGUCAUGGUGGGGGAUGGUGGGGGCGAGCUGGACCCCCUGGGGCUGGCGCAGAACCCCAAGGCGUUCCAUGGGAAGGUGCUGAGGCUGGACGUGCUCAAUGGCAUCAGCCAACCAGGUGAAGAUGAUAUCAGGAGCAGGGAGCUGCUGGGGGCAUACGGCAUUCCCCCGGACAACCCGCACGCGCUCGACUGGGACUGGCGCGGAGAGGUGUUUGCGCUGGGCUUCCACGACCCCUGGAAGUGCACUUUUGAUCUGCUCAGGCCCUCGGUUAUGAUGUGUGGAGACGUGGGAUGGACCAAGUGGGAGGAGGUCGAUGUGGUAACCAGCGGCGGUAACUACGGGUGGAAGUGGUUCGAGGGUCGGGAAUACGCCAAUGCUAGCGAGCAGCGGCCCGUGCCGAACCAGAAGCUGCCGUCGUUUCAAUACGUGUGGAGCAACACCAGCAGCGUGGUUGGAGGGUUCUACGCGAGAGGAUACGAGGACGCGUGCUUAUAUGGAAGGUACCUUUUCAGUGACAGGAACAACCAGUUUUACGUGGCUACAGAGAAUCCCCCUUAUAGCGGCUACUUCCCCCUCGGUUCGCAACCCCUCAACGUUUCCUGCGCACCCACUUCACCCAUCCAAUGCCCGAUGCAAGGCUCGUACCGGCCUAAUUUCGGCGCGGUAUUCGCCUGGGGGCAGGACGUCAAUGGAACGCUUUACAUCCUGACCCAUCUGGGUGUUUUCCGGCUUACCUCGCCCACUGACUGCAACUUCACUUGCAGACAAAAGUUCCCGCCCGGCCCCGAUCCCCGUGUGGAUCCUGCGUCAGACCUGACUGUUCUGACCACAGGAUACCGCGAGGGCAAGAAGAAAGACGAGGCGUUUCUGGAAUUCCAAAUGGCAGACAUGCAGCAGCCGCUGCAAGGGGAGGGUGACGAAGAUGCUUUUUACGACGAAGAAGGAAAUUAUAUUGGGCCGGACGGGGAUGAGGAUGAGGUGUAUGAUCCGAACGCGGUGCAUGAUGACGAUGGUACUGGGACGUACUAUAAUGAGGAUGGGGAUGAGAUGGGGCACCAUGGGGAUGGGGAUACGGUGGUGGAUGAUGGAGCGACGGAGUAUGGUCCGAGGAGUGUGCAUAGUGGGUAUGGUGGAGAGGGGGGGUAUGCUGAGAGUGAGGUAGGGUCUGAGUAUCCAGGGCAGGGGCAUGGGGGGUAUCAGGGAGGUGGGGUGAGGGGGGAUGGGAUGUCUGAUGUUCAAUCGGAGUAUACGGCGCAAGAUGAUUGGACGGAUGGAGGCUCUUACUACGAUCGCCGCUGA